Molecule: messenger RNA, 1020 nt
Organism: Trichoplax adhaerens
Lineage: Eukaryota; Metazoa; Placozoa; Uniplacotomia; Trichoplacea; Trichoplacidae
Exons: 7
Coding region: 1-1020 (339 amino acids)
Source: RefSeq, a predicted model, not a curated record
AUGCUGUCAUCUAUUCUUUAUCAAAUUGGACUAUGCAGUAUCUUAAUUGCGAUUGUUCAAUUGGUUCGUUUAUUUCUGGCAGAUGCUGAUCUCAAUAUUUUAAUGUACGAAAAGUAUGGACGUUUCAGAACCAGUUUAUUCGGCAAGGUAAUUUGGAUUACAGGAGCUAGCAGCGGUAUCGGAGAAAAUCUAGCUUAUUUAAUUUGUCGAAAACGCCUUGGAGCUAAAAUUGUCUUAUCUUCAAGAAGAAGAGAGGAGCUAGAAAAAGUAAAAUCUCGAUGUAUAGCACUAGGUCAGAAAUCUGAUGACAUAUAUGUGGUACACAUGGACCUGAGAGACUACGAAACUCAUGAUGGUUUAGCUUGGAGUGUUGCUCAGAAAUUCGAUAAGAUUGAUAUCCUAAUCAAUUGCGCUGGUCGUGGCCAGUGUGCUCUAGCGUUGGAUACAAGCUUAGAAGUGGACCGUUCUGCUUUACAUUUAAACACUUUGGGUACAAUUUCCCUCAUUAAAGCCGUAAUUAUGAAUGAUAUGAAAGCCAAUGCCAAAGGCCAAAUCAUCUACAUUAGUGGAUUGGAGGGGAAAAGAGGAAUGCCGCUUAGCUCAAGUUGUAGUGCUAGCAGUAAAGCCACACAAGGGUUUCUUGAGGCUUUGCGUUUUGAAUUAGCCGCUGAUACAGACAUCAAGAUAAGCAAUAUUUAUAUUGGUCCCAUCAAAAAUGCCCAUUAUGUUAAUUCUAUGUACGUGGAAAAUGUGGAGGAUUUAAAUAAGGAUAAACGAAGAUUAGGAAUAUUUCGUAAACAAUCAAUGGAUAGAUGUGUAAGCCUGAUUUUGACCGCAAUCGUGAAUGAAGUAGACGAAGUUUGGAUUGGUGAACGAGGCUGGCUAAUAUACAUGUACAUCUUUCAAUAUUUACCAAGCUUUACUAAUUGGCUGUUGCUGACUACGCAUCGAUGGAAUCAAUACCAGAGGCCUGAAAAGAAUUCUAAGUACGCUUAUAUCUAUAACCGAAACAACGAAUGA